Limanda limanda (common dab) is the source of this 873-nucleotide messenger RNA. It is a transcript of the gene cfap97d2, whose product is annotated as CFAP97 domain containing 2. The transcript is spliced from 6 exons. NCBI's taxonomy places the organism in Eukaryota, Metazoa, Chordata, Actinopteri, Pleuronectiformes, Pleuronectidae. The coding region runs from base 1 to 873 and encodes 290 amino acids. The record is from RefSeq and is a predicted model, not a curated record.
AUGUAUGACUGGCAGAAAACAGACCGCCGUCAUAUAGCCCCAGUCGACCUGGAGGUUUUAGAGCAUGAACACACUGGGCAGAUGAGGAGUUGUGAUAUUGAGACCCCAGGGGCAGCGACCGGCUGUAAGGUGAGUCAGAGAUGCACUCAAAGGACUAAGAUGCAGCAUCUGGCACAUCCAUCCCCAUUUCCCACUGGAAGCCAAUUUCUUCAGCAGAAAAUUGAGAAGGCUUCAUAUGAUUUGCACAAGCGGAAGGUAAAGUCUGCUGAAUCAACCAUUAACACAUCUCCACCAAAGACUUAUGGUCACCUGGAUCUGAAGCUGAAGAAACAAAAGCUUGAAGAGAAAAGGAUACUGAGGAUUCAGCAGGAAAACAACAUGCUCAUGGAAAGAAUAUCACACAUCAUGAGGACGACUGGAGGAGUCGACAACAGAAAUGACUACGACAAGAAAAGCCUUGGCAAAGAGAAGCGACAGCUGGAGUCGCUCCGUAUCACCGAGGAGAAUCAAAUGAUCCUGCACCGCCUGAGCCAGUGCAGGCCUCACUAUAAUGUCAGGAGCUGGCAUGAUGACUGGCUCAAAACCCUCAAGUUGAUGGACAGCAUCGCACAUUACCCAAGAGGAAGAGCAAAACUGCAAAAGGGGCAAGACAAACCCGACAAGGGGAGCAGUGGCUGGGAUAAAGGACAAAUAAUAAGCACAGGUGCAACCACACACAGCCCUGCAAGCAACAACACAAAGGCCAAAACAACAUCGGGGGGAAGUGAAAUGAAAACAGGAACCAGCGAGACACAAGAUACAGGAACAGAGAAUCAGCAGGACACAAAUACACACCCUGACCCUGAAAGUCCCAGAUCUUCUCAGGCAGUUUGA